Messenger RNA from Oryzias latipes (Japanese medaka), 2522 nucleotides. It is a transcript of the gene chst2b, whose product is annotated as carbohydrate (N-acetylglucosamine-6-O) sulfotransferase 2b. Lineage: Eukaryota; Metazoa; Chordata; Actinopteri; Beloniformes; Adrianichthyidae. Gene Ontology annotation, molecular function: N-acetylglucosamine 6-O-sulfotransferase activity. The record is from RefSeq and is a predicted model, not a curated record. Gene Ontology annotation, biological process: N-acetylglucosamine metabolic process; carbohydrate metabolic process; sulfur compound metabolic process. Gene Ontology annotation, cellular component: Golgi membrane.
GGGCGGGCCUUGCCCUCCUGGAAGGAUUGACUCGUCUCAGUUUGUUUCAGUGAAACAAGCGCUGGAGCUGGACGCGUUUCGCGGCCGGACAACCGCCUCUCCGCUCUUUUUUUUAUGCGGGGAGAAAUUAAACCCGCCCUCCACCGUGUCGCGCGGUGAAUCCCGGCAGGACGCGUCUUCUCAGGAUGCUUCAGAGGAGAGCUGCGCAGGGAUUCCUCCGCUGAACAUGGGAGAACAGGGCGUCUGUGACGAUGAAGGCUCCUUCGUUUUUGUUUUGAACGCGGGCCACCCACCGAAUCACUGCAGCCGUCGGCGUGAAUCGCUCCAGGCGCCGCUCCUAUGAGGAUCAUUGCGCAGUGCAGUGAGGACCGGGUCGCUUCCGAACUGCUGCUGAAUAUAUUACCUAAUCAGCCGGUGCUGAAGCGGUGAUAAAUUCCGGGUGCAGCCCGCACACACUCACGCACUGCUGAGCGUAUUGCUGCAUUGUUGUGUAUGUAAACUGCUUUGUCCGGCGGUGGGAGCCGCUCACAGGUCACAGAUGAGAGGUAAACAGUAUCAUCAUCCCCUAAAGUUGACAGCGCCCUGGGAGAAGGAUGCCGGAUUUGGCAGGAAGCUCAAAACUUACCGGAAUCAUACCAAGAUAAUCGCACAGCCGGGGAUCGUGAUGAAAGUCCUCCGCAGGAAAAGGAUUGUGUUAUUUAUGGCCUAUUUCUUACUGCUGGCCCUCACCAUGCUUAACCUGGCCAAUUAUAAAUGGACCAAGGAGCCCCAGCAGUGUAACCACCAGAUGCGGAGCGCCACUUAUCAGAGCAGGUCUGACAUCCGAUUCCUUUACAGGCCCUCUCUGGCCAAAAAGAGACAGCUCAUUUACGUUCUGACCACCUGGAGGUCGGGCUCCUCCUUUUUCGGGGAGCUUUUCAACCAAAACCAUGAAGUGUUCUUCUUGUAUGAGCCGAUGUGGCACAUCUGGCAGAAGUUGUACCCGGGGGAUGCCGUCUCACUCCAAGGGGCGGCCAGAGACAUGCUAAGCUCUUUGUACCGCUGUGAUCUGUCCGUUUUCCAACUUUACAACAGCCCCGGGGGAAAGAACUUUACCUCCUUGGGAUUAUUUGGGGCCACCUUGAACAAAGUGGUGUGCUCCUACCCCCUCUGUUCUGCCUACAGGAAAGAUGUGGUGGGGAUGGUAGACGAUAAGGUGUGUAAAAAGUGCCCCCCUCAAAGCCUCCGCCUGUUGGAGGAGGAGUGCCUGAAAUACAACACCGUAGUGAUUAAAGGAGUUCGCAUUCUGGACGUAAACGUCCUGGCCCCACUCAUGGAGGACCCGUCCUUGGAUUUGAAGGUGAUACACCUGGUCAGAGACCCUCGGGCAGUGGCCAACUCCAGGAUCAAAUCCAGACACGGGCUCAUAAGGGAGAACCUGCAGGUGGUCCGCAGCAGGGAUCCCAAACUCCGCCGGAUACCUUUCGUGGAUCCGGGCCACAAAGCCAACAAAAAGGACGGCUCCGACUAUCACUCCAUCGGAGCCAUGGAGGUGAUUUGUGACCGCACGUCCAGGACUUUGAGGACUGCCUUAAACCCACCCAGCUGGCUGAAGGGGAAGUACAUGGUCGUACGCUACGAGGACCUGGUCGAGAACCCAGUUAAGACCCUGAGGAACAUCUACCGCUUUGCCAACCUCACCACCAACCACGACAUCGAAUCGUUUGCAUUAAACAUGACCAGCGGCUCCAGUUCCUCCUCCAAGCCAUUUAUCGUCUCCUCCAGGAACGCCACACAGGCUGCUAGCGCCUGGAGAACAGUGCUCAGCAUCCAGCAGAUCAAACAAGUGGAGGACUAUUGCCACCACUCCAUGUCUGUUCUCGGGUACGAGCGAGUGAGAACAGCCAUGGAGGCCAAGGACUUGAGCAAACCACUACUGUCCCGCUCCAAGAUUUAGAAAAAACAAACAAUAAAACCCACUCCGCCAAAGACCUUUAAUCAAUGUCCAUUUUGCUUUUUUCUCUUCUUGUGGAAUUAAAAGCUUUACUUUCUGUGUUCAUGAAGCUCCACUGGCCACAUCAGGAAUGUAUCGCUGCCCUCAGUCAGGCUGCAGGUGAAUGCGAAGGAAUCAAUUCUUUUAUUACUCAUUAGCAGAGCCUGAGAACUUGAUUACUGAAGCUGCACCCACAGAAAUAAAAAAAAAGCAGGAAAAAAUCUUUGAUUCACGUGUCUUGUUAAUACGACACAAACAAUUGGAUGUUUUUGGGUUAUUUUUGAAUGUUUAAAUCUUUAAAGGUGUGUGUGUUUUUUUUUAGCUCUCCGUAAUGUCUAAAUGGAUUAAAAAAAGAAAAAAAAAAUCUUUUUGAAGACCAGAAAUCAGAGACAAUCAGUGAAUUGGUUUGUUGAUGUGCCAUAGAGGAUUCCUCCGAGCCACCAGUACUGCUUUAUCGAAAUAAAAAACCCAGAUCAGAGGACUUUGUUUCUUUAAAUGAUGGUUUCUGACACCUAGACCUUUGUGGGAUAAUAACAUACUGUGGACAUUA